Fusarium pseudograminearum CS3096 is the source of this 252-nucleotide messenger RNA. RefSeq lists its product as uncharacterized. The transcript has a single exon. NCBI's taxonomy places the organism in Eukaryota, Fungi, Ascomycota, Sordariomycetes, Hypocreales, Nectriaceae. Bases 1 to 252 code for a protein of 83 amino acids. The record is from RefSeq and is a predicted model, not a curated record.
AUGUGCUACAAACGCACAAUCUGCCUCUCUUGCGAGGACUGCGGUAAGGCUAUCAAGACCUCCUAUGAUUACGGUUUGUGUCGAAUUGGUCGACGCGCCAACUUUUGGGGUAUGUGUCGCGAUGCCAAGAUGAUGCAUGAAGCUCUUCCUGGUGUUUGCACCGAGUGUAUCAUGAAGAAGAGAGAGCGUAGAAAGAAGAAGGAGGAAGAGGAGAAGAAGUUGAAAGAGGUUGAGGAGAUGAAUGCGGAGUAA